This is a messenger RNA of Scatophagus argus, 1391 nucleotides long. It is a transcript of the gene srsf3a, whose product is annotated as serine and arginine rich splicing factor 3a. Bases 203 to 706 code for a protein of 167 amino acids. Gene Ontology annotation, molecular function: RNA binding. Lineage: Eukaryota; Metazoa; Chordata; Actinopteri; Scatophagidae. Gene Ontology annotation, biological process: mRNA splicing, via spliceosome. Gene Ontology annotation, cellular component: nuclear speck. The transcript has 7 exons. The record is from RefSeq and is a predicted model, not a curated record.
CGUUUGUUUACCAGCAGCUUCUUCAUACGUAGAAGUAGAAGGGCGAGCUGCUCUUCUCUGCAGUGCUACCGGUGACAACAAGUCAAGCUAGCAAUCGAAACGCGCGGCGUGAGAUCUGCAGCUAACAAUUUAGUCAAACGUCAGCAGCAGAAACGGCACAUCUGAUUGUAGGAUUGUCAGAAAAUAUUUGAACUCGGUGACAAUGGGAGACCCUGCUCUUCAUAGAGACUGUCCCCUUGACUGCAAAGUUUACGUUGGGAAUCUAGGAAACAAUGGAAACAAGACAGAGUUAGAAAGAGCCUUUGGGUACUACGGUCCUUUAAGAAGUGUUUGGGUUGCCAGGAAUCCCCCAGGUUUUGCUUUUGUGGAGUUUGAAGAUCCAAGAGAUGCAUCUGAUGCUGUGAGAGAGCUGGAUGGAAGAACGAUGUGUGGCUGUCGAGUGCGUGUCGAGUUAUCCACCGGGGAAAAGCGCUCAAGGAGCCGCGGUCCUCCUCCAUCUUGGAGCAGACGUCCUCGUGAAGAUUUUAGACGACGUAGUCCUCCUGUCAGACGCAGAUCACCGAAGAGGAGGAGCUUCAGCCGCAGUCGCAGCAGGUCUCUUUCUAGAGACAGACGCAGAUAUCGGUCUCUCUCCAGAGACAAGAAUCAUAAGCGCUCAAGAUCCUUCUCACGGUCGAGGAGUCGUUCCCCAUCUGACAGGAAAUGAAGGGCUUAAGUGGUGGUUCGUCAGCAGGAUCUUGCUAUCGUUGUGAAAAUACAAAUUUUUAUAGUCAUGUUUUUCUCUUUAGAUUGUAUUUGCCAGUUCAUGAUAGCCCAAAGUUGGCCAUGUUACAUAUUGUGUAAUAGCAGUCUGUUGAAUUAAAAAGGACCUUAAUUGUUUUUCUUUUGUUGGUUUUCAUGGCAAGAUUUAAGCAUUUUACUGACACAUUUUUUUCUCUUUGAAUUUACUCUAUGAACGAUAAAACAAAUUCUGUCUUACCGUGCAUGUUUGGCAAUGGAAUGGAAUGAAUUUAGUUUUUACAUUUUUUGUUUUUUAACUGCUGAUCUAUCUAAAGUUCAUGUGAUUUUUGUUUUCUAAUUUUGGGGGGAAGCAGGUUUCUUUUAAUUCUUCAUUGACUCUUUAAUUACUGGCAGUGGGUUACUGAGCUGCAUCGCCAAACAUACUUUAUACCAGAGUGACAGAAAGCAGACUGGCAGCAAAUGUUCAUAACACCGGUGCUGUUAUUUUUAGGCUAUCCUUGGAGCCUAAAACACCAUCUGUAUGUCUGUAGUUUACCUAUGUCACUUUUGCAGAAGAAGGCAUUUGAUCUGUUCAACUUUGCUUGAUUCUCCGAACAGUUUGUGCUGAUGUAGUUAAACGACUUGUUCAAUAAAUGUUUUUUCCAAAAUGA